Messenger RNA from Prunus mume (Japanese apricot), 587 nucleotides. NCBI's taxonomy places the organism in Eukaryota, Viridiplantae, Streptophyta, Magnoliopsida, Rosales, Rosaceae. The record is from RefSeq and is a predicted model, not a curated record.
CUUACAUAAAAAAUACACGUAAAGCUAGCUGGCUAGCAGCCCUUAAAUUUUAUAUAAUUGCUUUGAGUUCUUUCAUUUUCCCAUAUUGAAAAAUCAAUGGCUUGUCGAAAUGGGGUUGUGUUUGAAGAUUUCUUUCCCGCCAUGGUUGACAAAUUGGGAGCAGAAGGUUUCAUGAAGGAGCUCUGCAAUGGGUUCCGGUUAUUGAUAGACAGAGAGAAGGGCGUGAUCACAUUUGAGAGCUUGAAGAGGAACUCAGGCCUGUUGGGGUUGGAAGGCAUGAGUGAUGAGGAGAUCAUGUGCAUGCUGAGGGAAGGUGAUUUGGAUGGUGAUGGGAGUUUGAAUGAGAUGGAGUUUUGCACCCUCAUGUUCAGAUUGAGCCCUGCCAUGAUGCAAACUUCUAAGGAAUUAUUGGCGGAAGCUUUAGAUUUAGAUAGUGAAAUGUAGUCUCUCUCUCUCUCUCUCUUAAUGUGGGAAUUUCAUUUUCUUUCAAGUUCUUUCUUCUUCUUGGUUAUCUUUCUAUCUCCAUAACCAUCCUACUUUGCAAUUUCAGGUAGCUUAUAAUAAUUAUGAGAGAGUCUUCUUCUUUA